Pseudozyma flocculosa PF-1 is the source of this 2679-nucleotide messenger RNA. RefSeq lists its product as uncharacterized. Lineage: Eukaryota; Fungi; Basidiomycota; Ustilaginomycetes; Ustilaginales; Ustilaginaceae. The record is from RefSeq and is a predicted model, not a curated record. Bases 1 to 2679 code for a protein of 892 amino acids. The transcript has a single exon.
AUGCCAGACCCGCCGCUGUUCCACGACGCCGUGUCGGAUCGAAGCACGGAUGGUCAGCGGCACAGCCUGCCCCCUUACUCAGAAGGCCAAACCCUUGCGCCGCCACCGGAUGCUGCCACCCUGCCCGCAUCGACACUGCCGCGCGACACCUUCUUCGAUGUGGCACCACGUAGCGAUUCCACCUCGUUCCAGGUGGGCUACCUCGGGCUCAAGGGCUUCCGAGCCUGGGUCAAGGGAGACGUGCUCGUCAAGCUCGACGAACGAAGCCGCUCCCUGGGCGGCUACACGCAGUGUACAGUCGAGUUCAAGGCCAUCGAGCGGGCCGCUCGAAGAGCGAGAGCAUCCGAUGGCCGCCAGGACUCGGCGCCCGACGCCAUACAAGGCACCGAAGCCGACGGCGAGGACGAAGUCGAGCUCUUUUCGGCAAGGCAGGUGCUGUGGGACGCCUCGGCCGCAACGAGCUCGACGGCCCCUAGCCCGGCACUACCUUCUACCAUGCCGUUCUCGUUCCCGCUCACGCCGGAUCUGCCCCACUGCAUCCACUCUCGGCAGAGCUCCCUGACCUACCACAUCGAAGCGCGCCUGGUCGGUCCGCCAUCGUCGGGGCUGACGGACGCCGUCAAGGUUGUGCCAGUCCACCUCACCCGCUAUACCCGACCAGGCCCUCUAGACCAGCACGCCCUCCAAGAGAUCGACGGCGCUGAGCUGCGCCGGGAUGAAUUCUCUCUAAGACCUCACACGUGGACAGUGCACUCGCCGACGACGGCCUACAUACAGCUCAACAAGACCAUCUUCCGACGAGCCGAGCCCAUCGACGUCAAGGUUCGUGUGGCGCCGCCCUCUCAGGAGAGUGUGACGGAAAAGGGCCUCAAGCUGCGCGCCGUGGAGGCCGACCUCGUGCGCAUCAUCACCGUCAAGAGGCCGGACUCUGCGAUGGACGGCAAGGCCAGGUCGCACGCCGACCAGGACACGCCAGGCUACCCGACCGCUGCCGAGGAGAAGGCCGCGCUGGCCAGCAUCCACGGUCAAGAUCCGACGGAAGCCAUGUCGAGCUCGCAAGCCGAGCCCAGCGGAUCACACGAUGACUAUGCUGCCGUUUUGGUCGGGCAAGAGGCGCUCCUGGCCCAUAGCGGCAAGCUGUGCAGAUUCCACUCGCAGAAGCCCGUCCUGCUGCGCCUGACGCUCCACCCGCCCUUUGACCCGGCCAACAUGCCACAUCCCCAUCCGGACCACGACGCGCUGGCCUCGGGCCCAGUGUUUGGCCGCGGGGGUGGUGGCGGCUGCGAGAGCAUCAGCCAGGAGACGGUGAUGCACGUGGUCAGUUUCGAGGUCAGGAUCAAGGUUGCCAUCCUCGGCGGCCACGGCGAGCGCCGAGACAUUGUCUGCAAGCGCCUGGUCCACAUCCUGCCGGGCGCGGCUGGGCCUUUGCAGUGCGACGAGGACGACGAAGGCCGAAAUCAGGACCUGUCGGCCGGGGACCUCGAUCAGGGCGCGUUUGCGCCGGGCAGGAGCUCUGAGAAGCGUGCCGAAAAGUCGCGAGACUUGGCUGACGCUGCGACAGGAUCCUCGAGCGGCGACGUGCACGAAGCGGGCCUCUUGGACUUUGGCAUGGACGAUGAGUACGACGGGUACGAGGACGUCGGUCGCAGCCUCGACGAACUGAUCAGCGAGGCCAACGGCGUCGACGAGCCCAGCUCGAGUUCUACCCAUGAAGAGCGGCUCGAGCAGCUGCGCCAGCUAUUGGACCAGUCUGACGAGACGGCAUCGCGAGAACCGCCGCCAACGCUGCUGGAGAGCCGCAACGACCUACAAGUCGAGGUCGAGGUCGAGGGCGUCGGCUUGGCGAUGCCGCGACAUCGGCAUCCGGCUGACACGCUGCCUGAGGGCAUUCUGGGGCAUGCAACUUCGUUGCCGUCCAUGCCGAUGCUCGGGACGCCUAUCGACGAUGGAUCGCUACAGCCCCACUAUGACGAACUCCAUCGACCCGCUUACCACGAAGCGGCGAUGGAGGAGCCACCUCCGCCGUUGUCUCCUACCGGCAGCGAGUCGGCAGACCUUGGCGACGAUGUCGAGGAGCGGAUCGAGCAGCUGCGCUCCCUGAGCCUGCGCAGGUCUGGCCCACUGCGAGGCUUCGUCAGCGAGGAGAGCUCGACGCAGUCGAUCCCGUCGUCUGGACGGCCGUCGCCGCCCCCUCCUCAUAGCCCUCCGCGUCCAUCAUACGCCAGUCUGGAACCGGAGCCGUCAUAUGAAGACGUCGUGGGAGAUAGAUCCGGUCACGGCGCGGUUGGUGGAACGUCUGCCGGUGCGGUGCUGGGCGGGCACAAUGAGCCGCCGCCCUACAUCGACAGCGGCCUACCGCAACGAGGCGGGUCUAGCGGUGCGCGACUUUCUUCCACCAGCGCUGCAGCCCUCGGCACCGACGGACGGCACCCGGGACGGCCGUCGACGCUCGAGCAGGCGACGUCGGCCACUUUUGAGGCCCCGCCUUCGUCGCCGCCACCACCGCUUUCGUCGGCCAACGACGACUCUGCGCGGCCCCCGGCCUACGGCACCUACGGCUCCUCGUCGGUCCGCACCUCGACGGCCGAUGCGGAUGGAUCGCAAGGUGCGACUCAGGUCCGGCCCUUUGUCUAUUCGCGGCCCUCGCAUGGUGGCGGCCCUCCCGGCUACGAAGACUAG